Molecule: messenger RNA, 2091 nt
Organism: Zingiber officinale
Lineage: Eukaryota; Viridiplantae; Streptophyta; Magnoliopsida; Zingiberales; Zingiberaceae
Product: phosphatidylinositol 4-phosphate 5-kinase 9-like
Exons: 4
Coding region: 72-1244 (390 amino acids)
Source: RefSeq, a predicted model, not a curated record
UUCUCUUAGUUUUUCUACCCUCCUGGCCAUGAGUUCGAGUUCGAAUUUGAACGCCGAGCGGAGGAAAAGAAAUGGAGUCGCAGAAGGGAAAGCUCACCCGCACGCACUCCUCCCUCCUCCGAUCCCCCACCGUCCAGUCCUCGACCCACAGCCUUUCCUCCAUCGCCGCCGCCGACGACGAGGAGGAGAAGCCCCACCGCCCUCACCGCCUCCCGCCCCGCUGCCGCAGCACCUCGCGCAAUCUCUUACUUCUCCCGGUCCCUUUCGCCCUCAUCUUCUUCUUCUUCCUUUACCUCCGCGACGACUCCCCUCUCUUCGCUGACGCCCUCCUCCUCUCUGCCCUCGCCACCGCUGCCUCUCUCGCCGCCCGCCGAUCCGACCUCUUCCGCCGCGGCGCCACCGCGUUCCAACGGCCUUCGUCCGUCGAAUGGUCCCUCGGUGGCUUGGAGAGGAAGGAGAAGCGGUCCGGUGCUCGGAUUAUCCGAGAGGGGAUCGAGUUCUACAGCAAUGGGGAUUACUACGAAGGCGAAUUCCACAAGGGGCGUUGCAGCGGCUCCGGCGUCUACAAUUUCUUCGGAAAGGGUCGGUACGAAGGCGACUGGGUCGACGGGAAGUACGAUGGAUAUGGUAUCGAAAGCUGGGCGAGAGGCAGCCGCUACCGAGGGCAGUACCGGAUGGGGAUGCGGCACGGCUAUGGUGUGUAUAAAUUCUAUAGCGGCGAUAGCUACGCUGGAGAAUGGGUCGGCGGGCAGAGCCACGGUGUGGGAGAGCAGACGUGUUCCGACGGGAGUAGCUAUUUCGGGGAGUUCAAGUGCGGGGUCAAGCACGGCUUCGGCUACUACCAUUUCAGGAAUGGUGACAAGUAUACUGGUGAAUACUUUGCAGACAAGAUCCACGGUUUUGGUGUUUAUCAUUUUGCUAAUGGUCACUGCUAUGAAGGAUCAUGGCAUGAAGGCAAGAAGCAAGGUUAUGGAAUGUACACGUUUCGAAAUGGAGACACAAGAUGCGGUGAUUGGGACGUUGGAGUUCUAAAGACUCCCCUUUGCCCAUCAGAACCUUCUGUGCAGCGUGCUGUUCAGGCUGCUCGGAAGGCAGCAGAAAGCUCAAUUCUUGUUCCGAGAGUAGAUUCGCAAGUAAACAAAACUGUCGCAGCUGCAAAUAGAGCAGCCACUGCUGCUCGAGUUGCCGCAAUAAAAGCUGUGCAGAAUCGUAUCGAUGGCAAAUUUUGUGAGAUCAACGUCUGAGUUCGUUUGGACUGUACAUUUUGCUAACCAUAUCUGAGAGUUUGUCGAUCAGGUACACCAAUUACUUACUCAAGUCAGGAAAUAUGCAAGUAGUUGGCAACUCUAACCUCAUUUGUGAAACCCAAAGUCAAAAGUGAAAUCUAGUGGAAGAAAGGAUGAUACCAUGCGCGCAAUGUUGACUGUUCUUGUAUUUGCGCAUGGUAAAGCAGUAGCCCCUGCUUUAUCAUUCUUGCCAGUUGUAUACUUCCUCAACUCAAUCCAUUCUCUGUUUUUGAAUCUUGUACAUGCAUCUUACACUCUGAUGAUGCCUUAUCAUGUGCAAUCGUCCCACCUAAUCUUCUAAAAUUUCCAAGUAUUCAAUACAAUAAACGACAUGUCUCGUAUCUCCCCGGCAUGAUUACCUCGUCUGAUUCAAGCACUCCUACCUGCAUCUCCUGUUCUCUAAGAAAAUGUGGUCCAGCCAUUGUUGCAGGAAUGAGAUGUUUCUUGGAGGUACAUGGCCUGCAAUCUUGAGCUCUUCUUUGACCAUUUUGUAUUUUGUUUAUUUGGUCGUUGGUCAUGUUGUUUGGCGUUUCAAUUCAAGUUCAAUGUUUUGAUCUAACCAAUGCAUCAUCAGCUCGAAGACCCUCCUUUAUUUUCCAGCAGAAGGAACCUCUUUCUUACCAAGUGUGGGCCUGCAGUUGACUUUUCCCAUUGACUUUUUUGCUUCUUGUCACUUGCAUCCUGUUGACCUUUGUUUCCACUUCAAAAUGUUCCACUUCAGAUUAUUAUAUUUUAUUCUUCUUAAAAAAAAAAAAAUACUACAAAGGCAUCUUGCAUUGUACCUAUGUUGUUUAAUGAAACAAAA